This is a messenger RNA of Rhodamnia argentea, 1536 nucleotides long. RefSeq names its product late embryogenesis abundant protein ECP63. Lineage: Eukaryota; Viridiplantae; Streptophyta; Magnoliopsida; Myrtales; Myrtaceae. The record is from RefSeq and is a predicted model, not a curated record. The coding region runs from base 111 to 1409 and encodes 432 amino acids. The transcript has 2 exons.
UCUAAAAAGAGGAAACAAACGCGCGGUGAAAUAGUGCUUUUAAGCGCGAAAGAUCAUCGUAUUUACAUCGUUCUGCUUCUUCUCGUGAUCAGCUCAAAAGUAAGAGGAAAAUGGCGUCAAGGCAAGAAGCUAAGGAAGAGAGGGCCAAGGAGGCGGCACGGAUUGCGGCCGCCGAGCUCAGGGACGUGAACCGGGACCAAGAGAGAUGGCGAGAGCACGAAGCAGCCGGAGGGAGUGUGACCACGUACGACACGACGGACCGGCCACAGCAGGAGAGGCCCGGCAUGAUCGGGUCUGUCCUGAGGGCAGUCCACGACACGUUAGAGCACGCCAAGGAGGUGGUUGUUGGCAAGAGCCACGACGCCGGUGAGAGCGCCCGUGAAGAUGCGGAAUACACAGCUGACAGGUCCCGCAAGGGCUACGACACCACCACGGGCAAAGCCAAGGAGUACAAGGACUACACGACUGAGAAGGCGAAGGACACCACCGACUCGGCAGCACAGAAGGUGAAGGAGAAGACCGGGGAGGCAGCUGAGAAGGCGGAGGAGACCAAGGAGUCGGCGAAGGGCAAGCUCGGCGAGUACAAGGACUACACUGCUCAAAAGGCCGAGGAGGCCAAGGAGAAGACGAAGCAGAAGGCCGGCGAGUACAACGACUACACAGCCCAGAAGGCCGAGGAAGCCAAAGAGAAGACAAAGGAGAAGGCAGGCGAGUACAAGGACUACACGGUGCAGAAGGCCGAGGAGGGGAAGGACAAGGCGAGGGAGACCAAGGACGCAGCCUUAGGGAAGGCAGGGGAGACCAAGGACUACACGGCGGAGAAGGCGAAGGAAGGGAAGGACACAACGGUGGGGAAGCUGGGCGAGCUGAAGGAGUCUGCAGCCGACACGGCGAGGCGGGCCAUGGAGAUGCUGUCCGGCAAGGAGGAGAAGACCAAGGAGACGACAUAUGUGACCCUUGAAUCUGCCAAGGAGAAACUGAGGGAGACAGAGGAGGAAGCGAGGAGGAAGACGGAAGAGUUGAGGGUGAAGGAGAGAGAGUACGAGGAUGACGCGGCACGCAGGGCCAGGGAGAAUAAGGAGGCUUGGGGCAAAGAGGAGAGAGGAGGGAUUUUGGGCGCGAUAGGGAGCGUGACGGGGGCAAUCAAGGAGAAGCUGACACAGCAGAGCGACGAGAAGGACGAGACGCCCAUGGCCGGCAGGAACGAAGGCAAGGAGCGGGACCAGGGGGCCCGGGCAGGGGUUGAGGCCAAGGUGGCGGAGGUGUACGACGAGGACACCCGGCCCGGGGCCAUAGCCACCACGCUGAAGGCGGCCGACGAUAUGAGCGGGCAGACUUUCAACGACGUCGGGCGCAUCAACGAGGAGGGGGUUGGGCGCAUCGUCAAGGACCGCCAUGGCAAGAUGUGACCCAAAUCUUUGGCACGUUACCCCUGUUGGCUUGUGGCUUUUCUCCUUUUGGGCUUCAUCCGGGAUUUUGCUGGGUUUAGUUGUAUGUUUAUGUGAUCAUAUACAUGAAAAUAAUCUUUGCCAAGUA